AUGGUCUCUUCUUUGGCCGAGCAGCUCGCCAAGAGCGCGUCGCUGAACGCGAACCUGCUCAACGAAAAGGCCCGCAAGUUAGUCCAGUCCGAGUCCUACCUCUUCUCCCCGAAGGAGGCGAGGCAACACGACCUCGAGUCUCUCCACGCGCUAGGGGUCAACGGCUUUCUCCAGCUCAGGUCUCUGCAGCCGACUAUCGCGCCGUUCGAGCAGCAGCUUUUCUCGGACGCCGCGAAAGCUUUGGACAGGACGCUGCAGUCUGCGGAGCAAAAUGCGAAGCUCGAUGCGGCUAUUACUGCGUUCUUGCCGCUGCUGGGGCCGUUCUUGCUAGACGCGCCAACGGGGAAGGUUUUGGAGUGGCUUGUGCGUAGAUUCAGGAUACACGAGUUCAAUGUAGACGCUAUUGUGUCCUUGUUCCUGCCAUACCACGAGACACCGCAUUUCAUCAAAAUGGUGUCCAUCUUGAACAUCAAAGACCGCUCCCCCCUCCGGUUCCUACAAGCAUACAAGACCACCGCCACGCCUCUUCACCGCUCUCUCCUCAUCACGGAGAUGCUCAAAACGCUGGAAGUGGCACGCUUCGUGUCCCGCAUCCUCCCUACUACUCUGCAAAGCCACUGUGCGGGUAUUCAUCGUGCUCUGAUCGCAUUCCACACUGGCCUGCUGCUAGAGUUUGUAGCCAGGAGUAAGGCACUCGAUGAAAAUGCGAUGGCAGUCCUUCUGCCCGCAGCGUUGGAGCCUCUUCAGACUGCGAGCAACCCGGACGCAGCGGUGAAACCUACACUUCUGCAGGAGUCUAUACUCGGGAGUUAUCUCGUUCUGGCAGCCAUUUCGCAGAAGACGCACCUCACUGCCAACGCUGUGAAGUCUAUUCUGGUUGCAGUCGCGGAAUGUGCGGAGCGUGUCUUGCCGAAGCAGCUGGUCCGGACACUGGUCUCUGUCUGCGCGCCACAAGAGCAGCUCGAUCGUAUGUCGAGCAGUGUCAUCAAGACCCUGGUCGCUAUCCCCAACAUCGAGUCUGAACUGAUCAGUGCAAUGGCAUGGGUCGGAGCAGAAAAGCUCCUCAUUCCGCUGCUCGACAGUCUCCUGACUCAGCCUGACGACUUUGAUGCUUUCGGUAUCGUGGAGGCCGUAGUCACAUCGCCCGUCCUUAUCAGCGUUAUUGCACGCUCUACUGCUUCAACACUCAUCCAGCAAUUCUCGGAGGACGAGGAUGCGGUUACUGAUGUGUCCUCCAAAAUACGUCAGCUGCUCUCGCAUCUCCACCAGCGCCAUCCGAAAGCGGUGGAAGCGGCUUCUGCUCUCAUUAUCGAGGAAGACGACUCCAAGACUGAUGCGGUUGAACAGCUUAUCCUCUCCUUGUCCGUCUCCGCAGCGGGGCCUUCCAGCGUUGAUACCGAGGCUGCUACCUUGCUCGUUGGAUCCACCAAUGCGGAUUCCGCCAUCCGUACACGUUCAGUGCGGGAUCUCUUGGCACGUCUAUCCAAUGAUACACCGGCAGAGGCAGAGCUGCGGUCUAUUUCUUCAGCGCUCUUGCUUCGCAUACAGGACACAGACGCUUCCGUUCUGAAUGCGCUCUACACGAGUGCUCCAGAGGUUGCUCUCAGGGUGUUUCUCGCUGCCACACCGUCACCGGCAGGCUAUCUUGACGCACUGAAGCAAGCCUUGCACGGAUCCAGCGCGAAGCCAUCUCGCGAUGUCAUUCGUGCCCACCUCUCUUUCCUGCUCACCCGUUUCCUGCCCGCAUUCAUUGCCCGGGGGCAAGAUGCGGAGGCUAGCCGCGAAACCUUGCGGCACGCUUCGGUCGACAUUCUCCUUCCCUUUCUCCUCUACACGAAACCACGGAUGAAGACCGCACAGGCCGUGUGGGAGAUUCUACAAGCAGCUGAGGACGCUGGGACCGAUCCAGCGAUAUUCGAGCUUCUCGGUGGAUGCGUGGAAGCUGUCCGGUGGGAACAGCAGCGUGCUGGGUUGGACGCGAAAGAGAAGAGCGGCGACAAGGAGAGCAUCAACGUGGGCCUCCUGACCAAGAUCAACAUCGCAGUGGCUGCGAAGAUCGCAGACAAUAUCAUUGCCUCGAACUACUAUCAGCAGCAUCUGGACAGCUUGCUCGCGAAGCUGCGCGACGACAACCACCAUGCACGCGCCCUUGUUUACCUGGUUGCUCGAGUGCUACUUAGUCGUGUAGGAGGCGAACAGCGCGUGGACACUGCAUAUCGCGUCCUACAUGCAAUGCAGCUCGAGACAUUGGAGGGUAUGGGAGACUUCAUGCGCGGCAUCGACGACGUCGCAGUUUAUCUGAGCGACACCAGCGUGGGAACUGCCGUGGCGCUCAAGCCAAGCAGCUUGAACACCCUUCAUCGUCUGCAAGUCGCAUUGCUUUCGGUGUUCCCCAACAUUUCUCGUCCGAAUGGUGCGCGUAUGGACUGGUUGGCGGAGUACUCGGGUUCGACGGCCGGCGCACCGGCAGCGCGCUAUGUGACAGUUCUACGGGAUGUAUACCGCCUGAGCAACUCGUCGGCACACCUCGCGGUUCUCUCCACCCAUCUCCUCUGCAUGCUCUUCGCCAACCUCGGCGACGACGCCCUCGCGUUCCUCACUGGCGUGUGGCUCAACGCCGGUUCCCAGGACGAGGACGCGCAGUCGCACAUCCAGUAUGCGGCUCUCAAGCACGCGGCAGCCUUCCUCGAAGCGCAUGUCGUAACACAGCGCACGAUUGACUUCCAGACUGUGUUCCCCGCGAUGCUCGUCAUGCUACAGAGCCCUGACGCGAGUGUGCGCGAGGCUGUCGCGCGCUGCAUCGCGGUUGUUGUCAGGCUCUCUUCGGAGAAGGAGGCAGAGGCGGUUUACGCAUUCGACGCUAUCUACGGUGCAGACUCCGCCAAACUGCAGUACCUCGAUUGGACGGACUUCCAACGCUAUGUCUACGCGAUUGGGGAGACCAGGGCAAACUUGGAGCACGAUCCUGAUUACCUGCAGACGUUCCACAAGGGGCACCUUAGCCACUCGAAGACUGACACCAAGAAGAACGCUGGCUACAGGCAGCGCGUGCUGUGCUACCUUUUAUCCCACGUCAACAGCUGUCCGCUUCCCAGUGUCAAGGUCGCUUUGUUGCGAAGCCUUGACAGCGUCUCGAACGAAGUGAAGGCGCAGAUAUUGAUGCCGACCAUCGAAGGCCUAAUCAGUGAGCAAGGAUUGCAAGAUGUUGCAGCUGUCAAAGCCUACCAAGACCUGGCGACCUACGCUGUGUCCGCGUUCGAUGCGUCAGCGACCGCCGAUAUCAACGACCAGGAAAAGCCUGUUUGGGCUCUUUACGAGAAGGUGUUGCUCGCGUCACUCAGAAAUGGUAACUGGGAACGGCCUCGCGCAGCAUUACUCCACCGCUUGCAACACGGCUUGUUUGUCAAGCUCUCUGUAGAGCGCAAGGUGCAGCUUUGCCAAAGCCUACUGCGUGCCGCAGUCGAGAAUGAGACCUCGGGCCUCGUCUGCAAGAAGCUUCUUGCAAGCAUGUUGACGGACGUGUCUCUCAUCAUCCGCUUGCUUGUCGCACUCCAGCCGAGCGGUGAGGAUACGACGCAACCCGCAACAAAACGGGCUCGUGUUGAGAAAUCUGCUACUAGUGCGCAGACUGAAGAGAUCGCAGCACUUGCUGCCCUUGCGGAAGUCCUGAGUUCCGUCCAGAUCGUCGGCUCCCUGGAGCUUGUGUCUUGCCUGCUCGAGACACUCAGCAAGGUCACGCACACCGUUGCACCCGACGCUGCAGAUAAGCGAUAUGUCGAGCAGCUCAUCAUGUCCGCAGUCGAGAACGUGGUACAACAAUUCCCGGCGGCGACCAUUGUCCCUCCGGGUUCGAUCCGUGUAGACACCCUCGUCGAAAUCCUCCGCACAUCGGAGAACCCGCAGUCCUUCCACCAGGCGUCGUUACUCAUGGCAAGCCUUGCCCGGAUCGCACCGGAUGCCGUACUGCACAACGUCAUGCCGAUCUUCACGUUCAUGGGCUCAAACGUCUUUCACCGAGACGAUACCUACAGCUUCCAAGUGGUACAGAAGACUGUCGACAGCAUUGUGCCGGUCAUGGUUGCCUCGCUCAAGGAGAAGCACGGGACAGGAAUGGAUCUCUAUCGUGCCGCCCGAGAAUUCCUGCGUGUGUUCACAAGCGCUGCGAACCACAUCCCCCGCCAUCGGCGCGUCAACUUCUUCUCACAUCUCGUGGACACCCUCGGUCCUGCGGAUUUCCUCGCCCCCGUCACCAUGCUCUUGGUCGACCGUGUAGCCAAUCGUGUGGCACGCCAGACCUCCACUGAAUCCUCCGGGUCCCUCUUCCUCCCUCUCGCAGUGUGCGAGCGUUAUCCUGCUGCACUUCAGCUUCCUCUCUUUGUCGAGCUCGCACACGAAGUGGAGAGACUUGCGCGGCCUGAUGGCUCAUCCGCCCCGCCGUUCUUAGAGGAUGCCCCGGACGAUGAGCAUCCGCACGCUGAGACGUCGUCUAAGCGUCGGGCGGCUGCUCUUCUUGUGUUCUCUGACCACGCUUUACGGCGUCUCCAUGUUACUGCUCUUGCCACGUCUCAGCAGGAACGCGCAUCCAGCAAGACAUUGCUGGCUCUGCUACUCGCUGUUUCCACCUCCCAUGCAGGCGACGCUAGCUACGCAGAGGUCACCGCCGCGGCUCGCUCCGCCAUGAAUAGCACUCUGGGCAUUAUGUCUGCACCUGACUUCGUUGAGGGUAUCCUCACCAUCCUCCACUCCUCGUCACCAAGUGUUCAAGCUGCCGCACUAGAGCUGCUCAGUGAUCGUCUGACCGAUGUCGCGGAUAAGGCUCGUCGCACCCUCACUCCAACAGUCGUCCAAAUUGUGGACAAUAUUCGCUCGGUCCUUACUGGUGCAGAGGACGCUCUUGCGCGGUCUGCCUUGCGCGCUCUCUCUAUCAUCAGCGACACGCUUUCUCCUGGCGAGGAGAGUUCGAUCACAAACACAGUUCCGCUCAUCUUAGAGUCCGUGCAGCGCGAGAGCGUGCGGGCUCCGGCAUUGCACGCGCUGCUCUCUUUCUCCUCUAAGCUGGGGCCGCGGGCCAUCCCGUACCUCAAGGGCAUCGUCAAAGAGUGUGUCGCGCGAGCUCGGGAAGCAGCAGUAUCCGGCGGAGACUCCACGCUCGUCGCCACUGCAGCGCAAGUUCUGCGCAACCUCCUCACCUCCAUUCCUACGUUCUGGGGUGAGGCAGAGGUGCUCCAGGUCGUCGAGCUCUACCUGGACGGUUCCGAAGCCUCCGCGGCCCAGUCCACUGAGAUGUCGCUGCUGGUCAAGACCGUUGCAAAGCGCGCAUCCCCCACCGUUCUGCUUCCUGCCCUCUGCAACAUGUGGGAACGGACGCUCGCUGCUCAGGCCCAAAAUCGUGCCGGAAGGGUUGUAGCGUUCGUCCAGGUUGUCAAGGUGUCCGUCAAAGCGGCAUCACGACCUGCCGUCUUGGAGAACCUGCGCGAACUGUUCAAGGCCUUCCUCUCUAUGUUCGAUAUCUGCGCAACUCAUCAGGAUGCAGAUGUGGAAAGCAAUAUCACCUCAGCGUUCUUGGAGGUCGUUGUGAAGCUGAACGAGACCGCCUUCCGACCCAUCUUCCGCAAGAUGUUUGACUGGGCCUUCAACCAAUCUCACGACAACCGACGAGUUGUAUUCUGCCAUGUGUAUUCCACUUUGCUCGACUUCUUCAAGGCGCUCAUGGUCCCGUACAUGUCCUUCACGUGGCAAUCCUUCACCGAGCUCCUUCGCAGCUACACCUCGCCCGUGGCCGUAGACGGGCAGCUUUGGUUGGCCCUUAUUCAGACGCUCUCGAAGGCGAUGUCCGCCGACGAGGACAAAGUCUUCUGGCGCAGCGACAAGCUUCGACUACUCGCGCCCUUGGCCGCUCAACAGGUUCCCGUGGCUGUGCGCGUGAACCUACCGGACGGCAAGGACGCCCUCGCAGAUUUCCUCGAAGCUCUGCUGGGUAUCCUCGAUGACGAUGUGCUGACAAAAUCGCUCAACCUCGACAUUCUCAUGCACAGCCGCUCCGAGGAUGCGCGGGUGCGGCUGCUGAGCGUCACCUGUGCAGAGCAGUUGUGGCGCGCUCACGGCGAGAAGCUGCUUGGCUUCGUGGCGGAGACCGCUACAUUCAUUGCUGAAGCUGCGGAAGACGACAACGACUUGGUCGUCCAGGAGGCCCACAGGCUCAAGGCAGCCGUUGAGGCCAUUGGCGGAAGUAUCGAUGUAUCAUAA
Messenger RNA from Trametes versicolor FP-101664 SS1, 6246 nucleotides. Its product is annotated as snoRNA-binding rRNA-processing protein UTP10. Gene Ontology annotation, cellular component: small-subunit processome; t-UTP complex; 90S preribosome. Gene Ontology annotation, biological process: maturation of SSU-rRNA from tricistronic rRNA transcript (SSU-rRNA, 5.8S rRNA, LSU-rRNA); positive regulation of transcription by RNA polymerase I. Gene Ontology annotation, molecular function: protein binding; snoRNA binding. Bases 1 to 6246 code for a protein of 2081 amino acids. The record is from RefSeq and is a predicted model, not a curated record. The transcript is spliced from 30 exons. Lineage: Eukaryota; Fungi; Basidiomycota; Agaricomycetes; Polyporales; Polyporaceae.